Pleuronectes platessa (European plaice) is the source of this 1724-nucleotide messenger RNA. RefSeq names its product peroxisomal biogenesis factor 26 (gene pex26). The coding region runs from base 211 to 1044 and encodes 277 amino acids. The transcript has 5 exons. The record is from RefSeq and is a predicted model, not a curated record. Gene Ontology annotation, molecular function: protein-containing complex binding; ATPase binding. Gene Ontology annotation, cellular component: peroxisome; peroxisomal membrane. Gene Ontology annotation, biological process: protein import into peroxisome matrix; protein import into peroxisome membrane. NCBI's taxonomy places the organism in Eukaryota, Metazoa, Chordata, Actinopteri, Pleuronectiformes, Pleuronectidae.
UGAACCAGGAAGUGCAAGCGGGAGUGGAAUGUAAACAACACGUAAAGGAGAAUAUCGGGUGUAAACGAGCGGGUUUCACGGGUUUAUUAAACCCUCAGCUAUAAACUAAGCUUAUAAACGUGUAGUAGCAUCCACCGGUGUUAUAACCAGUUAGUUGUAUCAGUCAUUUUGGCUGUUAAACUGGGAUUUGUCCGAGCAGCUUCCCCAGUGAUGCUCAACAUGCUGGAAGCGGCUGCAGAGCAAAUGGUGGUUCACAGAGACUUCCAGGCAGCGUUUGACACAUGUGACAGAAGUCUGCAGAGUCUCUGCGGCCCGGAGGCCGAGGACAGCCGGUCCGCAGAGUUCAAGGCUGGUUUCUGCACCAUAGGGAUCCAAGCCCUGGCUGAGCUCAACCAGUGGCCCGGUGUCCUCCCCUGGGUCCUGCAGCAGUACGAGCUCCAGGAGAAGAUACCUGCAAAGAUCAUGCAGAUGUGCAUACUUCUCUACUCGAAGGUGGGGGAGCCUGCUGUGAUGCAGGAGGCAGCCAGAGUUUGGUUACACUGCCCGUCCAACAGCAAAGCGUCGGGGUUCGGGACAGUCGCAGAACUGCACCUGCUGCACGUCCUCGUCCCUCUCGGACACACGGACGAGGCUCGGGAGUUGAUCGUCGGCGAGGUCGGAGGACGGGCGUUCACGGAAGACCAGAGACGGACAGCUCUGGAUGUUGUAGAUGAAAGAGAGCAACAGAAUCUAGAGCCACCUCUAAAUCCUGGGGGCGGCCCUAACUCUGCACAUAGUGUCUCAAAUAAAGGUGCUGUCGUCCAUAAACUCACAGCCAUGCUCCGUUUUUUAUACAAAAAACUUUUUAUGACCGGCUCUGGCUCUUUCUCUCUGCGGAGAAUCUUCGUGGCAGCCGUCCUUGUCUACAUGCUCUUACUUCGAAUGGAUCCAGCUCUCCCGUCAUCAUUCCUGUGGAUUUCCAAACUUCUUGAGCUGCUCAAACAGAUGUGGAGCUCCAUGGUUGCACCCUACUACCAUUCUCUCACUCAGAGCAAAGGACUGUGAAAGACACUUUAUGUUUUGAACAUAGUUUUGACUCAUUUUUGUAAUGGAAGAUGGCUUAAUUAUUUCCACUUUUGCCCAAAUCAGGUUGAUUGUUGUUUGGUGGUGUGCUUUGUUAAUUUAUAGCAGGAUUUAUGCAAAACUACUGAACAGAUUUACACAAAACUCGGUGGAAGGAUGAGACGAGGGCCAUGAAAGAACUCAUGACAUGUUGGCAUGUAUCUGGGCAAAGAGGCACUUCUCUCUUUCUUUAAUGAUAGAGAUAAGGUGUUUUUGAAAUUCUCUCCAAUUUCCCAGGAUGAAUAAUUAAGGAAUCUUGUUGAAAUAAAAUAUAUUUAGGAUAUGUAUGAAUAUGUGCACUGUGGUGAAUUGAAUUUAUCCGGACUGUUGGGCAUUGGCGUCAUCCUACCUAUGAAAACCAACAGUUGUAUCAACAAACUUUUCCCGUGUAUAUUUGUAAAUUUUUUGUUAGAAACCUCAGACUUUUUUAUUGCUGCAACUUACACAUAUUUUCAUAUGAAGACUGACCCCUCUUGAUCAUAACAUUAACUAUUUUACCACUAUAAUUAGUUCCAGAUUUUACAGGAGCAGCAGUGUGAUCAGAAUGUCAAUGGAAGACAUACAAAUUAUGGGUGACAAGAUAUGACAAUGAAUAUGUGCAAUAAAUAUAUACAUAUAUAUGA